GGAAGGUGGUUGUUAGCUCAGGUUGGGGCUUGUUGACCUUGGGCAUCUGACACAGCCGGUGGCUCACACUUGGACUCUAAAAGUCCAGCAUCUAAGAUGUAAAGAGGCAGAGGAACUGGCCUCCCCACCCCCUCCCCCAAAGAGGAAAGGGAGCUCUGGACGCUGAGCGCUCCCAGGCAUUAACAAGCUCACCAUCCUGGAGGACCACAUACUUGUACUUGGCUAAGUAACAGGCUCCUCUACUCACACCAAAGGACUACCGAGAGGUAGCCUGCUCUAGCCGUUCAGGGAAGACUGGUUUCUGCUGAGUGUCGGGGAGUGUUCCUGCCUAUCCAUACGGCUGAUCCCCAAGAAAGGUUUGGGGGCUCCUACUGGACGAGCCAUGAAGAAUCGGUUUCUGGUGCUGGGCCUGGUGGCUGUGGUUCUGGUAUUUGUCAUCAUCGGCCUCUGCAUCUGGUUGCCCUACACCUCUAGGAAGCCCGACCAUGUGUACUCCAGGGCGGCCGUGGCCACAGAUGCAAAGCGCUGCUCAGAGAUUGGACGGGACAUCCUACAGGAAGGUGGCUCCGUAGUGGAUGCAGCCAUUGCAAGCCUGCUGUGUAUGGGGCUCAUGAAUGCCCACAGUAUGGGCAUCGGGGGCGGCCUGUUCUUCACCAUCUACAACAGCACCACAAAAAAGGCUGAGAUUAUUAAUGCCCGUGAGGUGGCUCCCAGGUUGGCCAAUACCAGCAUGUUCAAUAACUCUAAGGACUCUGAAGAAGGUGGCCUUUCGGUGGCCGUUCCUGGUGAAAUCCGCGGUUAUGAGCUGGCACAUCAACGACAUGGCCGGCUCCCCUGGGCUCGCCUCUUCCAACCGAGCAUCCAGCUGGCUCGCCACGGCUUCCCUGUGGGCAAGGGUUUGGCAAUGGCCCUGGACAAAAAACGGGACAUCAUUGAGAAGACCCCUGCCUUGUGCGAGGUGUUCUGCCGGCAAGGGAAGGUGCUUCAAGCGGGAGAGACGGUGACUAUGCCGAAGCUGGCUGAUACGUUACAGAUAUUGGCCCAGGAAGGUGCCAAGGCCUUCUACAAUGGGAGCCUCACGGCCCAGAUUGUGAAAGACAUCCAGGAGGCUGGGGGCAUCAUGACAGUUGAGGACCUGAACAACUACCGUGCAGAGCUGAUUGAGCAUCCGAUGAGCAUCAGCCUCGGGGACUCCACCCUGUACGUGCCCAGCGUCCCACUCAGCGGGCCCGUGCUGAUUCUCAUCUUGAACAUCCUCAAAGGAUUCAACUUCUCUCCGGAGAGCGUGGCAACCCCAGAACAGAAGGCACUGACGUAUCACCGUAUCGUGGAGGCCUUUCGGUUUGCCUAUGCCAAGAGGACCAUGCUUGGUGACCCCAAGUUUGUCGAUGUGUCUCAGGUGAUCCGCAACAUGACCUCUGAAUCCUACGCUACUCAGCUCCGAGCCCGCAUCACUGAUGAGACCACCCACCCAACCGCCUACUAUGAGCCCGAAUUCUACCUUCCAGAUGAUGGGGGCACUGCUCACCUGUCUGUGGUUUCGGAGGAUGGCAGUGCUGUGGCCGCCACCAGUACCAUCAACCUCUACUUUGGCUCCAAGAUCCUUUCUCGGGUCAGUGGCAUCCUGUUUAACGAUGAGAUGGAUGACUUCAGCUCACCCAACUUCAUCAACCAGUUCGGGGUAGCCCCCUCACCAGCCAAUUUCAUCAAGCCAGGUAAACAGCCGCUUUCAUCCAUGUGCCCCUCAGUCAUCGUGGAUAAGGACGGCAAGGUUCAGAUGGUGGUUGGAGCUUCGGGAGGGACCCAGAUCACCACAUCCACUGCAUUGGCCAUCAUCAACAGCCUGUGGUUCGGAUAUGAUGUGAAGAGAGCCGUGGAGGAACCCCGGCUGCACAACCAGCUUUUGCCCAAUACCACAACCGUAGAGAAAGACAUUGAUCAGGUGGUGACUGCAGGCCUGAAGACUCGGCACCACCAUACAGAGGUCACGUCCACCUUCAUCGCUGUGGUUCAGGCUGUGGUUCGAACCUCAGGCGGUUGGGCAGCUGCCUCAGACUCCAGAAAAGGCGGGGAGCCCGCUGGCUACUGAGUGCCCAGAAGGGGCAAGACUGACCUGCAGCCAAGGGACGGAGAGAGUGGGAACAGGAACAAGAGUGGGACUCUGGAAGAACGUGCCGCCCCUGGGUGGGACAGAGAAGCAUAAUAAAUGGAGACCACCGCCAAGCUGCGAGA
Messenger RNA from Mastomys coucha (southern multimammate mouse), 2232 nucleotides. It is a transcript of the gene Ggt1, whose product is annotated as gamma-glutamyltransferase 1. The coding region runs from base 383 to 2089 and encodes 568 amino acids. The transcript is spliced from 15 exons. Gene Ontology annotation, biological process: peptide modification; glutathione catabolic process; regulation of immune system process. Gene Ontology annotation, cellular component: plasma membrane. NCBI's taxonomy places the organism in Eukaryota, Metazoa, Chordata, Mammalia, Rodentia, Muridae. The record is from RefSeq and is a predicted model, not a curated record. Gene Ontology annotation, molecular function: glutathione gamma-glutamate hydrolase.